UAAUAAAAUUUUAACAAAACAUUUUUUUUUCUAUAACAUACUAAUUUGUUACAUGUUAAUCAAUGUUAAUCAAAACUAAUAAUAUUAUACUAUUUGUAUCAGUCUCAUACGUCAGUCAUAGUAUCCUUAUCAUCUGCGCAAUCUCGGCAGUACAACAUUGCAUGGUCACUGCAGAUGUAUUUGCAUAUACAGCUCCGAAAAGUAUUAGUUUUCUAUCCUUUUUGGCAGAACAGUCUUGGCAUCUCUUUCUUACAUAAAGUAUCUUCACAGGUGGCUCCUCAUCAGGUACCUACUCCUAAAAACUCUCUUAUUCAAAAGAAUAAGCAAAAGCAUAGCAAGCAAUAAGCAAAUGCGCAAAAGCGCAUAAGUCUUGGCAACUGAAUGACAUCUGUACGAUUGCGCAAAUGCUCACGAACCAGUAUAAGGCUUAAGUUUCUUUAGAAAUUGGCGUUAUGUAAUAUGUACGCAUUUAUUUCAGACAUAUUUGCCAAAAAUAACAAAAUAAACAAUAUAAAACAACAAUAAAACAUUUUUUUAAACGGCGCAAAAUUACGACACGAAUAGUAUGGUUGGGUCAUAUUUACCUUUUUCGUGUUUGGCCGUGUCUAUCACUCGCUGCGGCCGCAACACGACUGAUUGGCGAAUCCCACGUGGAGGGGGGACCAUUAGCUCCAGCUACUGAGAAGUUUGGCAAAGUCGCACAAACAUUUUAAGAAACACGCUCAAUUGAAAACUGCUCGGGUCAAAUAGACCCAACUGUGCGAACGCCGGGUUAACGCUGAAAAGUGCGUACAAAAUUUCAAAAUUCGAGUUUUAGCUCUCGACAAUUUCCUCCUUGAAAAUUAGAUAAUAUAAGAGAAAUUUCACCCAUAGAAUAAUAAGUAAGUUAUACUAAGCCUCUACUUUUUACUUUUUUAUAAAUGCUUAUUGAAUCUUUACACUAGACGUCUUUAGUGGUGAUAAAAAAAUAUUUAUUUUUAACCAUUUUUGUGGGCUUCUAGUUGCUUUGAAAUACAAGUUAUCGAAAUAAGGAAGACAUAGGAGCAUACAAACUGUAAAAUUAUAUUUUAUGUAUAAAAUUAAUUCUUUAGUGAUAAAAAUCAAGGAGGGAUCAGUCGAGCACAUUUGUAUGGAAAAAACGUUGCCCGCCUCCCCUCGUAAUCGCUGUACUUGCCAGUAUUGAUUUAACAUAAACAUUAAAAACAAAAGAUUUAAAUAAAAAAUUAAGAAACACUAAAAUUUUAAUUUUCUCUUGUUAUUUCAAAAGUUGUGAGUGGGUGUUGUGAGGUUGGGAUGCGGCUGUGGUGGCAUUGCUGUUAUGUAUUGUAACAUUGUUAUGCAAUACGAAAGUUUCCGCCUUCUGGUGAUGGUCCACAGGGUGAGCCAGACUAGAGCACACCACCCCGUGCAGUAUUACUCAGCCCCACCUACAUCCAUCGCUCUAUCGACCUGCGCGGGCAACUCAGGCCGCCGCGGGUUCGGGCUUUGCGACCGAACAGACCAAAUUGAACCCCUAUUCGCACCCCCCGCCUCCUCCCGCACUAGUACCUAUGGCCGAGUCCAGAAUGUCAAGCUAUUGGGUAGAACGGAGAGUGGAAGCACGGUUGCGAAUGCUAGCAGUUGUACCAACAGUGGAGUUUGCGCAACUGUUGCUUUCAUGGAUAUCAAGUCCGCUUCAAAGGCUCAUAAUGCGGAGCAUGUCCUGGACGAACGAACUCUCACCACCGAAUAUUACGAGCCUGCUGCGAUACCAUCGGCAGCGGGUGCGCCCUCGGCCGGUUCGUCGCCCGCCGGUUCCGGCUACUCUGGUUCUUCGUCCUCCGUGAACUCAACACCUGCACCCUCUUCCGUGUCUCGUUACCAUCUAUCGUAA
This is a messenger RNA of Chilo suppressalis (striped riceborer), 1873 nucleotides long. Lineage: Eukaryota; Metazoa; Arthropoda; Insecta; Lepidoptera; Crambidae. The record is from the annotation of a GenBank genome assembly.